AUGAUCCACGGCACCUUGCCUCACACCAUGCUGUCUGUGACACUGGUACCUGUGAUUAAGGACAAGGCGGAUCUGUGCAAUGCCUCCGAGCUGGCCUUCGUGUUGGAGCCCAGCGAUGUCAUCGCGGUGCGAGAUCGUCCCCUGAUGCUCGACUGCCAGGUGGAAGGGGAGGGACCCAUCUCGGUCACGUGGCGCAGGAACGGCGUGCCCGUGCCCACGGGCCCCGGCGCCCGCGCCAAGCUGCUGCCCAACGGCACUCUGCUCAUCCCCAGCUUCCAGAAGAGGAGGGACGGAGACUCCGGCGCCGACUCCGGAGAGUACGACUGUGCCGCCCAGAACCGAUUCGGCAUGCUGGUCAGCCGCAAGGCCCGUGUGCAGCUGGCAUCUCUGCCCAAGUUCCACACCCACCCGGAGUCCAUGUCGGUGAACGAGGGCGGCGUGGCCCGCUUCCAGUGCCAGGUGAACGGCAUCCCCGAGGCCAGCAUCACCUGGGAGAGGGACCGCCUGUCUGUCAACACCAAGGACAGCAGGUACACCCUGUUGCCCAUGGGUAUCCUGCAGAUCACCGGGGUGCGUAAGACAGACGCUGGCCUCUUCCGCUGUGUGGCCACCAACGCGGCCAACACACGCUUCAGCCACGAGGCCCAGCUCAACAUCACAGGUGGGCCCCCGCGUGUCUACAAGGAGCCAGUGAUCCUGUCGGGGCCCCAGAACCUCACCCUCAACGUGCACCAGACGGCCAUCUUGGAGUGCAUCGCCACCGGCAACCCCAGGCCCAUCGUGUCCUGGAGCAGGCUGGACGGGCGCUCCAUUGGCGUGGAAGGCAUCCAGGUGCUGGGCACGGGCAACCUAAUGAUCUCGGACGUCUCCCUGCAGCACUCGGGGGUCUACGUGUGCGCCGCCAACCGCCCUGGCACCAGGAUGAGGCGUACCGCGCUCGGCAGGCUGGUGGUGCAAGCUCCUCCAGAGUUUGUGCAGUGGCCGCAGUCUGUGUCUAAGGCACUAGGGGGCAGCGCCGUGUUUUCCUGCGUGGCCCAAGGUGUCCCGGAGCCUCACCUCAUCUGGCUGAAGAACGGCAAGAUCCUCACGCCAGGAGACAACGUCAAGCUCACCAACAACAACAGCACCCUGGCCCUGACGCGCAUCUCCCCUGAGGACGAGGCCAUCUACCAGUGCAUCGCCGAGAACAGCGCGGGCACCAACCAGGCCAGCGCCCGGCUGGCGGUCUCCCUGGCCAAGGAGCUGCCCGACGCCCCCGUGGGCCUGAAGGCCACCGCUCUGUCCUCCACCUCCCUCCAGGUCUCCUGGACGCAGCCGGCCGCCGAGGUCACAGACGGCAUCAUCGGCUACGUGCUGCACAUACGCAAGAUCUGCGAGCCGGACAGUAGGGAGCUCCAGGAGGCCAUCAGCAAGACUACCUUCCAGCACGACCUGGCCAACCUGGACCCGGCCACCACCUACUCCAUCUACCUCAAGGCCUACUCCGCCCUGGGGGCCAGCCCCGUGUCCAGCACUAUGGUGGCAACAACGCUGGGUGGAGUCCCGACUCCCCCGACCUUCUUCACCAAGGUGCUGAACGACAGCGCGGUGCAGGUGCUGUGGGAGCUGCCCAGCAAGGCGGGCAAGGCCGAGGGCUUCCGCCUCUCCUACCGCAAGGUGCCCCACGGAGACUUCCAGGGGCCCCUGCAGAUGGCCUGUGGCACCAACGCACACACCAUCGCCCGUCUAGACCGGGGUGCGGUGUAUGAGUUGAAGCUGGCGGCCUUCAAUGGUAACGGGGAGAGUGACUGCAGCAAGCGGCUGGUGUCCCUGGCAGAGGACGGGACCAGCGCCAAGACAAACGGGGGCGAUAGCCAGUGUACCUGUCGGCAGGGCCUGGAGGGCUCCAUGGGGGGCAUCGUGGUGGGCAUCCACAUUGGCAUGGCCUGCAUCAUCUUCUGUGUCCUCUUCCUCAUGUUCGGAUACCGACGCAGUUUCUUCUGUAGGAAGGGCACCCAGGACAGCUGGGCAGUGCCGCGCGGAGACGAGGGGGGGCAUCACGUCCAGAACAACGGGGUGCCCAAACCUGCUGUGGCCCGGCCAUCAGAAACCAUUGAGCUGAUGCCACAGGGUCGCAAUGAACUCGGUGGCCUCAACGGGCACAAUGGCGGCGUCAAUGGCAUCAAUGGUGUCAACGGCGUCAAUGGCAUGAAUGGCAGUGCGAAUGGCGGCGCUCCGGUUGGAUCGGGGCAGUGCCACGUUCACAUAGAACAGCACCACUCCAACCUGCCGGGCUCGGGCACGGACACGGGCACUGGCUAG
Engraulis encrasicolus (European anchovy) is the source of this 2301-nucleotide messenger RNA. RefSeq names its product immunoglobulin superfamily DCC subclass member 3. Bases 1 to 2301 code for a protein of 766 amino acids. The record is from RefSeq and is a predicted model, not a curated record. Gene Ontology annotation, molecular function: protein binding. NCBI's taxonomy places the organism in Eukaryota, Metazoa, Chordata, Actinopteri, Clupeiformes, Engraulidae. The transcript is spliced from 14 exons. Gene Ontology annotation, biological process: cell-cell adhesion.